AUGACGGGGCAGCCGCCAAGGCUCGUGUUCCGGUUCACCCAGGCGGAGGUCGCCAAGAUGGAGGAGGUCCUCCGUGAGCUCGACGCCAAGCCCAAGCGUCCUGUCAUCCAGGGCCUAAUCGAUCACUUCAACGCCUCCCCGGACCGCUCAGGCGACGGCAAGGUCCCCGUCCAGUACAAUCAGGUGAGAAAUUGGUUUCAUAACCGGAGGUCCGUGCAGUCGCAGCUGUCUAGGACCACCCGGGGCGCCCCGCCACCGCCGCAAGGGAAGAUGAUGCUGCCCACGGUGGCUGAGGAACACAACCCAGUGGCUGGAUUCUACUCAGGGAAUAGUUCUUCGGAUGGUGUCCAUGUCCAGUUUGAAGCACUGUCAGCUAGAAAUGGCGCAUGGUACGAUGUUGCUGCCUUUCUGAACUACAGGUUCUCUGAAACGAGGGACCCGGAAGUACUAGUUCGGUUUUGUUGGCUUGGACCCGAGGAGGAUGAAUGGAUUGAUGUUUGUAAAUGUGUGAGACUGCGUUCUCUUCAAUGUGUUGCUGUGCUUCCUGGGGAUCUUAUUCUUUGUUUUAAGGAAGGCAAAGAGCAGGCCGUCUAUUUUGAUGCUCGUGUUCUUGAAGUUCAAAGACGCAGGCAUGAUAUAAGGGGUUGCCGCUGCAGGUUUCUUGUCUGCUAUGAUCAUGAUCACUCUGUGGAGACUGUUCCACUCAGCAAGCUAUGCCGUCGACAAAAAUCUAUUCACAUGCACCAGAUCUUGCAUGACAGAUCGGCAGCAGCAUCUGGAGAUGCUCAGAAAGCCCAAAAGCCGCACAAGAUCAUGGAUGUGAACCUUGACAAGGGGACCGGGGUUGCCAUCCCACCAGAUGAAGAAGAGCCAUCUGACAAGCUGGCAGCUCCUUUACAAGCCGCACCUACUAGCCCCCACAACAAUUUGGUUGCAGAUGUUGAGAUGGGGGGUGCAGAGGCUGCUCCAGACGGUGAAGCUGAACAUGAAGCUGAAAACAAGAUGAAUUUGGGAGGGUAG
Triticum turgidum subsp. durum (durum wheat) is the source of this 1020-nucleotide messenger RNA. Lineage: Eukaryota; Viridiplantae; Streptophyta; Magnoliopsida; Poales; Poaceae. The record is from the annotation of a GenBank genome assembly.